CAAUGUAACAGUACACUAAUAGAUCGGGCGCGGGCAUCUCGGCUGUUACAGUGGCUUUAAUAAGUGUGAUGUUGAUGGGAUAAGAUGAAUAUAUUAAUUGUUUUGUGCUGUGUGAUGCCGUGUGUGCUGUCGGCGAAGUAUAAGUACAGUUUGCCGUCCUGGAAGAAAGAGGCAUGCACCUUACCAGCCCUGAAGAAUGAGAACAGCCACUAUAUCUGCAAUGAUAAGGGCGAGCCCAAGUGUUUGCCGGGCUGGCAGGGCGACUUAUGCGACCAGCCUAUAUGCAGGAAAGGAUGCGAUCCGAUGACAGGUUACUGCAACGAACCUGGCGAAUGCAAGUGUAAGAUGGGAUACGACGGUCCGAAGUGCAAUAAGUGUAUCACGCUGCCCGGCUGCGUGCACGGGACCUGCAACACGCCCUUCCAGUGCGUCUGCAAACAAGGCUGGGACGGACUCUUCUGUUCUGAACCAAUUUGUCGAGCGGACUGUCCCAGCACACGAGGGUACUGCCAGGCUCCAGGGGAAUGUCGCUGCAGGUUCGGGUGGACAGGACCCACGUGCAGGGAGUGCAUGCCUUUACCAGGAUGCCAGAAUGGGUACUGCGAUAGACCUCUGGAGUGCAACUGCUUGCCUGGAUAUGUGGGGUUACUUUGUACUACACCCGUCUGCGCACCUGGCUGUCACACCGAGCGAGGAUACUGCCGGUCUCCCGGCGAAUGCCGUUGCAAGGUUGGGUGGAAGGGAGCUAAUUGUACCGAGUGUCAUAGUUACCCUGGAUGUGUUCAUGGAUCCUGCAACCAGCCCUGGGAGUGCAACUGUGAGCCUGGAUGGGGAGGCAUGCUUUGUGACGAAGAACUCAACUACUGUGAAAAGAAUCCUGGCACUUGUAAAAAUGGCGGCGAAUGCAAAUCUCUGGAAGCUAAACAGGGUAAUUUCAAAUGCGCCUGUCCACCUGGCAUUACGGGAAAGAACUGUGAAAUAGUUCCUGAAGUCCCUACUACGACUGUGGAACCUUGUCCUGAGGGAACAAGUGGUAAAAACUGUGAGAAUCUUGUCGACAGUACAACGCUGGAGUCUGAUAUCCCUUCAACAACUGCGAAAGAUGAGGAAACAGACAGCUCGGUAGCAACAUCUUCUGAAGUAACUAAUACAGAUGAACCUGCGAAAGAGGUCAACUUUUGCGAGAAGAAUAAAAAUGCGUGCAAGAACGGCGGCAAAUGUAUGGCUGCGGAUACAGCCGAAGGAUAUAAGUGCCAAUGUCCCUUAGGUUUCACUGGCAAAAAAUGUGAAGCCACAGAAAACUCGACCUUAACUGUAGAAUUAAACACAGUAGCUUUAGGCGCUGAGGGUGCAAAAAUUAGAAAACCAGUAACACUAGGCCUUUCCAAGAGAAUUGCUGGUCACAAAGAUCGACAUUCUGAUAGUUUCUUCAACUAUUUCAGAAGAAGGUUUAUAUUUCCCAUAUCCAAGUAGAUUGUAGUCUCUAAUUAGUUAUGUAAGCAGAGGAGGCUUAUCAUUUAAGUGUAUUAAAAUCAUUUUGCAUUUGGCACAGACUCAUAUCAUAAAAUCACCAGGAAUAGCAUCCAUUUUCAUAUAUUUUAAUUAUAGAGUCAUUCUUACAUUCAGAUUAGUCAUUACACUUUUGUUCAGCUUCAUUUCUUUCCAUAUUUAUUAUGACGUAUCUCAUUUCAUAAUACGCGUGUAUGCAAACACGAAAUAAUUCAUCCAUUCAUUAAUUCCAUAAGAAUUUACUUCAUUCAUUUUCAACUAUUUAUUAAGUAAGUAUGUGUCAUCAAUUUUUACUUCACUCCACAAGAAAGAUCAUUUAGUGUAGUCAGUAAUGCAUAAUUUAUCUAGACUGAAUUUAUUUUAUGUGCAUCAAAAUUUACGAAAGCGUUUGUGUGUUUAUUUUCAUUUUUUAAACCAGAGGUACAUUUUUUAUUAGUUAAAAUUAUGUAAACUGUUUAGUUAGCGUCCAAUGUGGCGGUUAUUUGGUUUAGUGGAGAUAUAGGAUUAUCUCCCUAUUCUUGAACUCAAUGUUGGGAACCUCUGGUUUAAACUUAUGUACGAAUGUCCGCGUAUUUAUAUUUCCCGUGUGUGAAUAUUUGUAAUGUGUAAAUAUAGGAACCAUAUAUUUUAAUAAAGCAAUUCUAUUAUCAUC
Molecule: messenger RNA, 2161 nt
Organism: Manduca sexta (tobacco hornworm)
Lineage: Eukaryota; Metazoa; Arthropoda; Insecta; Lepidoptera; Sphingidae
Product: delta-like protein 1
Exons: 7
Coding region: 85-1473 (462 amino acids)
Biological process (GO): cell communication
Cellular component (GO): membrane
Molecular function (GO): calcium ion binding
Source: RefSeq, a predicted model, not a curated record